Molecule: messenger RNA, 255 nt
Organism: Dibothriocephalus latus
Lineage: Eukaryota; Metazoa; Platyhelminthes; Cestoda; Diphyllobothriidea; Diphyllobothriidae
Source: the annotation of a GenBank genome assembly
AUCUCCAACUGUUACUCCAUCAACCGGCAUUUGCCCUCCCCCGUGCAAUUUUACGUCACUGGACUGGGCUCUGCCCUCGCGGAGAGUUCAUCAUCGCCCUCAUCUUCUCAGGCCGCAGGACAGUCGACGGCAGCGGCGGAGGAAGCCAGCACUUCUGAAACCGAUGGGUCUCCAGUCGCAAAGAGUACUCUAGCUCGACUGAAUCUGGUCAACGCGGAGAACUGGGACCUCUUCCUGAAAAUGGUACCACUUUGA